Messenger RNA from Hyposmocoma kahamanoa, 578 nucleotides. It is a transcript of the gene mRpL42, whose product is annotated as 39S ribosomal protein L42, mitochondrial. NCBI's taxonomy places the organism in Eukaryota, Metazoa, Arthropoda, Insecta, Lepidoptera, Cosmopterigidae. The transcript has a single exon. Gene Ontology annotation, cellular component: mitochondrial large ribosomal subunit. Bases 1 to 345 code for a protein of 114 amino acids. The record is from RefSeq and is a predicted model, not a curated record.
AUGACACAGCUAAUGUGCAGAGUAUCAUUUAGACCGCGAGGAUUUAUUGUCAGAUGUUUUAAUAAGAUUGUGAUGACAGACGAUGGAUCUACAAUAGUUGCUCUUCAUCGAGACGAGGAAUUUCCCUAUGAGCAUUCGAGGCCUCUACCGGACGAAAUAAAAAAAGAUGAUUCAGUUUUGAAAAUGACUGAUUACCAAGAAGUGAAGCGUGUGUUCAAAAGUUUGCCCGCAGAGAUGGCACGAAAACAACUUGCAAGUCUCACACUGACUACUGAACAUAAAUGGUUCCCAAGAGCAAGAGACAAAAAAGCUAAAAAGAAUGAAAUGAAUAGGCCCUAUUUGUAAAUUAGUUUUUUUGCAUUGUUACGUAGUUUAAUAUAUUAUAGCUUUAUAGUUAAUAAGAAUUUUUUUGUUUACAUAUAAAUUUAACUAUGAAAUAACCUUAAAUAAUUAUUUCACUAUGCAUAAUUCAAGAUUUGAUCCUUUAUUUUAGUAUGAGUAUUAUACUGUUGGCAGGCCAUUGUACUGAUCCUACACUCUACAUCACAAGGUCCAGCUGAUGAAUUGAAUUAAUUGCC